GGUUUUCCUCCGCAGGGCUCAUCUCGCAUAAGGAAAAUUUCGGGUCACUCAGCGCAGUUUGAUUUUUAUUUCGGCGAAGCGUUCGUUUUUCUCUCCGUUAUUCUCGAGCGGGCGUUUGUUUUUGACAUUGAAUUGCCUGGAUUGCUACCUCGACCGCAGUGCGCAGAUUUGUAGAAUAGUCUUGGAGAAGUAAAUUGUACUAGUAGAAGCCUUCUGCGCCGAGUUUUAGUGCCAUGCCAGUACAAUUUAUCGGUUGAUGACGGAUGUGUUUUACUUGAGUAAGUAACUACAGAGCACAUACUCGUUAUCCUGUUCCAUCGACAAUGAAGUUGCUCAUCGGGUACAACGCCGAUGGUUCGGAGUUGGCGGCAAAACUCGCGAAGCUCUCCCUCCCAGACGGCGUUGUCGUGAUAAGCCCGGACGGCGGUAGUACCGCUAGUACUAGUGCUCCUGCGCCAACCACUCACGAAGCCUUUAUAGCUGCUUUGGAAGUCGCUGCGGGUGGUGCGGAGAAGCUUGCCAGCCCCGGGCAAGCAGAGGCGUUAGGCGUCUUCGUCUGUCAAACCGGCCUGGAAUCCUCCUGCGGAUUGAAUCAGAAGGUAGUGUAGUUGCAAUAAGAAUUUCUUGUUCUACUUUCACAGUACUUUACGCAUUUUUGUUGCAGUGUGAGUUUUUUUUGCAGGCACACAGGGUAUAGCAUCAGAAAUGGUUCUUCUGUUUGCAUGAAAAGCGUUCAGCAGGAGCAUGUACCUUGAUUAAUGUUUAGCGACUUUGACUUUAAAGGGGCACAAGCAAAUCCGUGCUGCAGUGUGCCACGACGAUUACACUGCGAAAUUUUGCCGCCUGCACAACGGCGCCAACGUGCUCUGCUUGGGCCAAGCCACGCUGGGCGACGAGGUGGCGAAAGAGAUGGUUUUGCGCUUUCUCUCCACCGCAUUCGAAGGGGGCCGGCACCAAGGCAGGGUGGAAAAAAUUCAUGCGUCCUCACUGUAGUGUGCAACAGCAUGAGCGUCCACCGAAGAUCUUGGUGGAGCGAAUAGAACGACAGACCGCGCAGGAGUCUGUGGAAGCAGGGCGCUGUCAAGGGGUUUGCACACGUAGUUAAGCAUGGUACUAGUAUCAUUGAACUCCACUCGCAGGAUGCCACUGCGCAGCCGAAAUUGUGAACGACGACCUGCUCUGAAAGCGCUGAGUUUGCCAGGCGACAAGGUCUGCUUUGGCAGUAGAUGACUGAUCAAGUAAAGAAGCUGCUGCCCGAAGAGGCGUUUGGAUUGGCU
Molecule: messenger RNA, 1277 nt
Organism: Amoebophrya sp. A120
Lineage: Eukaryota; Dinophyceae; Syndiniales; Amoebophryaceae
Source: the annotation of a GenBank genome assembly